AUGACGCCCAACACAAGGACAUUGGUGAAUGCUGCAUCAGGAGGGUCCUUAAAAACAAAAACUCCAGAGGAAGCUUUAGAAUUGCUAGAAUCUCUAGCCUCUCAAGAGUACGAUAAUGCUCCGGUACCACAGAGAAGAGCGGGGAUAAUGAAGCUUGAUGGUUGUGAUGCCAUCUUGGCUCAGAAUGAGCAGAUUUUACAAUCCAAUAAGAAACAGCAACAACAGCUAGAUGCUCUCGCAAAACAAUUUUCUGAAUUUCAAGUUUCUUCUGUUAAUACUCUUGCUAUCAUUUGUGAUAUUUGUGCAGUGCAACAGCAACCUCCUCAACAAUCAGAAUGGGAAAAGGCCUUUGCACAACUAUCCAAGACCACAUCAGACUACAUUCAAAGUUCCAAUAAUUUCAGAGAAGACACUUCAGCCUUUAUGCAAGAGACAAAGGCCUCAUUCCGGAAUCAAGAAGCUUCUAUCCGGAAUCUUGAAACUCAGAUUGGACAGCUAUCAAAGCAGUUCACUGAAAGAGUUCAAGGAACUUUUCCAGGUAACAUUAUUCCAAAUCCAAGUAGGGAACACUGCAAUGUGAUUACUACUAUGAGUGAGAAAGCCAUUGAACCUGUGGAAAAAGAAAAGGAAGUUGCCAAAGAAUUUGCUGCAGAGAAAACUGUUCCUGAAAAGAAAGAGUUCAAAUGGGAGAAAAAGAAAGCUCAAGAAAGGCAAGAAAAGCCAUUGGAGCUCUCACCUUAUGCAAAGAUUCCAUAUCCGCAGAGGUUCAGAGAGGAAAUCAAAAAGCAGCAGUAUUCCAAGUUCCUUGACAUUUUCAAGAAGCUGCAAAUCAAUAUCCCGUUUACUGAAGCCUUGGAGAACAUGCCCAAUUACGCAAAGUUCAUGAAAGAUCUUCUAUCACGAAAGCGUAAGCUACAAGAAUGUGAGACAGUGACGCUGACAGAGGAAUGCAGUGCCAUUAUCCAGAAAAAGUUGCCUCCAAAGCUUAAAGAUCCAGGAAGAUUUAGCAUUCCAUGCAACAUAGGCAAUAUGGAAGUGAAAAAUGUUCUAUGUGAUCUCGGUGCCAGCAUCAACGUGAUGCCACUAUUUAUGAUGAAGAAACUGGGGAUCUGA
Messenger RNA from Gastrolobium bilobum, 1113 nucleotides. RefSeq lists its product as uncharacterized. The record is from RefSeq and is a predicted model, not a curated record. The coding region runs from base 1 to 1113 and encodes 370 amino acids. Lineage: Eukaryota; Viridiplantae; Streptophyta; Magnoliopsida; Fabales; Fabaceae. The transcript has 3 exons.